Messenger RNA from Gavia stellata (red-throated loon), 2468 nucleotides. It is a transcript of the gene AMPD3, whose product is annotated as adenosine monophosphate deaminase 3. The record is from RefSeq and is a predicted model, not a curated record. Lineage: Eukaryota; Metazoa; Chordata; Aves; Gaviiformes; Gaviidae. Gene Ontology annotation, molecular function: AMP deaminase activity. Bases 12 to 2336 code for a protein of 774 amino acids. Gene Ontology annotation, biological process: IMP salvage; AMP metabolic process. The transcript has 15 exons. Gene Ontology annotation, cellular component: cytosol.
CCUGCCCCAGCAUGGCUUUCCCCGCAGCGCUAGCCGAGAUGCCCAGACAGUUUCCAAAGCUGAACAUCUCUGAGGUUGAUGAGCAUGUGCGACUUCUAGCAGAGAAGGUAUUUGCUAAAGUUCUCCGAGAAGAAGACAGCAAAGAUGCCUUGUCACUAUUCACUGUGCCUGAAGACUGCCCUAUUGGGCAGAAAGAGGCCAAGGAAAGGGAACUGCAGAAGGAACUGGCAGAACAACAGUCCGUGGAAACAGCUAAAAGGAAGAAAAGUUUCAAGAUGAUUCGAUCCCAGUCUCUGUCAUUACAAAUUCCAUCUCAGGAAUGGAAAGCACCAUCGACCAAUCCUGUUCUGUCUCCUGCAACACCAGUUCUUCCAAGUGCUUUUCUGCCAGUCCAAGUGCCAUAUGAUGUACCAGAGUUUCAGAGAGUUUCAAUUAGUGGGGACUACUGUGCAGGGGUUACAGUUGAUGAUUAUGAACAAGCUGCCAAGAGCCUCGUGAAAGCUCUUCUUAUUCGAGAAAAAUAUUCACGUCUUGCCUACCAUCGCUUCCCAAGAACAACAUCUCAGUAUUUGUGUAGCAUGCAAGAUGAAAAAUGGAAGGUUGAAGAUGAAGUGUAUCCAGAUUUCUAUUCACCCCCAGAAGAAAAUGAAGAUCCUUACAAUCUUGAUGAUGCUCCAGACAAUUUGGAUUAUGUUAUCAAGAUAAAAGGUGGCAUUCCCUUUGUUUAUGAUAACAAAGAAAUGAUGGAACUCAAUGAGCCUCGGAGUCUGCCAUAUCCUGACCUGCAGACCUAUACCCUUGACCUGAGCCACGUUCUUGCUCUAAUUGCAGAUGGUCCAACAAAAACAUAUUGUCAUCGGAGGCUUAACUUUUUAGAAUCUAAAUUUAGUUUACAUGAGAUGUUAAAUGAAAUGUCGGAAUUUAAAGAACUAAAGAGUAAUCCCCAUCGAGACUUUUAUAAUGUGAGAAAGGUUGAUACUCAUAUCCAUGCUGCUGCUUGCAUGAACCAGAAACACUUACUGAGGUUUAUUAAGCACACGUAUCAAACGGAGCCCGACAGGAUUGUUGCAGAGAAAAAAGGCAAGAAGAUGACUUUAAAGCAAGUCUUCGAAAGCCUUCACAUGGACCCUUAUGACCUCACUGUAGACUCUUUAGAUGUCCAUGCAGGUCGUCAAACAUUUCAUCGAUUUGACAAAUUCAAUUCCAAGUACAAUCCUGUUGGUGCCAGUGAGCUGAGGGACUUGUAUUUGAAAACUGAGAACUACAUUGGUGGUGAAUAUUUUGCUCGUAUGGUCAAGGAAGUAGCCCGUGAACUAGAAGAAAGUAAGUACCAGUAUACAGAACCCCGCUUAUCCAUUUAUGGACGGUCUCCAGAUGAAUGGCUGAACUUGGCAAAAUGGUUCAUUAAGCAUAAAGUUUAUUCCCCUAAUAUGCGCUGGAUAAUUCAGGUUCCCAGAAUCUAUGACAUAUUCAGGUCAAAAAAUAUUCUGCCUAGUUUUGGGAAGAUGUUGGAGAACAUCUUUGUACCUUUGUUUGAAGCAACAAUUAAUCCCAAAGACCACAAAGAAUUGCACCUUUUCCUCAAAUAUGUGACUGGCUUUGACAGUGUUGAUGAUGAAUCCAAACAUAGUGGCCAUAUGUUCUCUGACAAAAGCCUGAACCCUGACCUCUGGACCAGUGAGAAGAAUCCCCCAUACAGCUAUUAUUUGUAUUACAUGUAUGUGAACAUCAUGUUGCUGAACAACCUUAGGAGGGAAAGAGGCAUGUGUACUUUUCUGUUUCGACCUCACUGUGGAGAAGCUGGGUCUAUCACACACCUUGUAUCAGCCUUUCUGACAGCAGACAACAUUUCUCACGGAUUGCUCUUGAAGAAGAGUCCUGUCCUCCAGUAUCUUUAUUAUCUUGCACAAAUACCCAUUGCUAUGUCUCCACUUAGUAACAACAGCCUAUUCCUGGAGUACUCAAAAAAUCCACUACGGGAAUUUCUACAUAAGGGACUUCACGUGUCUCUCUCCACAGAUGAUCCUAUGCAGUUUCAUUAUACAAAGGAAGCUCUCAUGGAAGAAUAUGCUAUUGCAGCCCAGGUGUGGAAACUAAGUACCUGUGACUUGUGUGAAAUAGCAAGAAACAGCGUACUACAGAGUGGAUUGUCAGAUAAGGAAAAACAGAAGUUCUUAGGGGUGAAUUACUGUAAAGAAGGGCCUGAGGGAAAUGACAUUCGAAAGACAAAUGUUGCACAGAUCCGGAUGGCCUUCAGGUACGAGACACUGUGCAAUGAACUUAGUUUCCUGUCUGAUGCUAUGAGAACAGAAGAGAUUUCUACUCUGUCGAAGUAGUUACAAAUGCAAAGAAACCAGAACAUUUCACUUGGAAGCAGGGUAAGAUGCUAAUUAACAUUGAAUCAUUUGUAUUUGAUGCUACCAAGUCAUAAUUGAACAGUACAGAGAAAAAUAGAGUAUCUAUGGAAG